AUGGUCUUAUUAGUUUUAACUGAACGUAUUCGACACGCGAUAUACCAAGCUUUACAAUCCCCUGAAUUUGAUGAAUCUGCAAAGCAGAGACUUAGGUCCUACCUUAAGUCUAGUGCAUGCAUUCCUCUUGAUCUCAUUAAAGAGGUUUCAAAAUUCUUGGUUAAUCGCGAUGGAAAUCUUGGAAAGGAAAUUGGUGAGCUUGGUUUCUCAAGCUAUUGGCUACAUGAAUUGCUCACUGGUAGUGGUGUUUAUAUGGAACCUCGACAAGAUAGAGUCAAGAGUCCUGAAUUACUUGCUCGACUGGAAAAAAUUCUUGCUGAACAAGCUAAUAAAGAAUAUGCUCGUAUGAUUGGACGUGUUGCUUCUUCUUAUGAUGUGGAAACUUUCAAGCUUCUUGAUACUGAAGAGUUCCAAAGUAUUCGUGGUCAACUCACCGCUAUAAUUAAUAUUACUUUUACCGUCGUUGCUGUAUUUGCCGCCGUGUAUCACGUUGCGCAAACAAUUACUGGUGAUACGGGAAUGCGUGUGUUACUUGCACUCACCGGAAGCGUUAUCGUUGGUGUUGCUGAAACUUUCUUGUACAUGCGUUAUCUUGCUGGCUUCGAUAAAAAUGAUCCUAAAGAACAACGUAAACAACGUCGAAGAUCAUCUGCUGCACACAGAAUUAUACUUUAG
Molecule: messenger RNA, 675 nt
Organism: Dentiscutata erythropus
Lineage: Eukaryota; Fungi; Glomeromycota; Glomeromycetes; Diversisporales; Gigasporaceae
Source: the annotation of a GenBank genome assembly